Caenorhabditis auriculariae is the source of this 4522-nucleotide messenger RNA. The record is from the annotation of a GenBank genome assembly. NCBI's taxonomy places the organism in Eukaryota, Metazoa, Nematoda, Chromadorea, Rhabditida, Rhabditidae.
AUGACGUCAGGGAGUAGCGGUUUGCGAUUUAACGCGAAGUAAAUUAUAAUGACACGCUCGAAAAUAUUAAAAAAAAAAACGCUGCGAAAUAUAUUUUAAUUUUCUGUUUAUUUUUGCGAUACAUUGCUCGUCUCUUCAGUAAACGAGCUUUAAACGGUUAACCAACUAAUGGAGCGUUUAUUGGAGAAGAUUUCAAAACGUCAAAGCAUGUUCAUCGGCGCACCAAAGCUGCUCCAAAAAAGUGCUAAUUUUUGUUUUGAACAGGCUUGUGCGUCAGGCCGGGCGGCCCGGGUCGGCCUGGCCCGGGCUUUGGGCCUACAAUUAUAAAAAAAAGUCUGCGUGGGCUCGGGCCAGGCCGGGCUUCGAGAGAAAUCUUAAAUUUAAUUUUGAAAAAAUUUCACGGAAAAAUUAUUUUUACUUGUUAAGUCAUAGUUUCUCAUAUGCCGUGUUCAAUUUGAUUCCGCAAAAUGCAAAAUACCCGUCAGAGAAAGGAAAAGAUCAUUAAAUUUUGGAGAGUCAGAGAUCAUUUUGCAUUUCGCGGAAUCAAAUUGAACACGGCAAUAACUCUAUGAGAAAAAAUAAGCAAAAAUACCACUUUUCUCGUUAAAAAAGCGAAAAAUUCGACUUGAAGAGAAUUUGAGUUUUUUGGGCCGGCCAUUUUUGCUUAAGGCCUCCCUAGGGCUGAGCUGGGCUUGCGAAGUGGCCGGGGGGCCGAGAGGUUGACGGGCCGACCCUCGCACAAGCCUGGUUUUGGAGCAAAUUUUUUGCGUUUCGGAACAAUUCUCGUUUCGUGCUGUGAACACGCCAAAAAAGGAUAAUACUUCGAAAAAAGGUGAAUUAUCAACAAAAAAAAAACCGUUUUUCAAGACAAAAAUGAUGAGAAAUUACAAAGUUUGAAUUCGCGCGCCCAGCGUCCCUGCUGAUCUUAGUAGAGCAACGCGAAAGUUGCACCAAUUCUCUUUUUGGGACAUAUUUUUCUAGUUUGGCGCGUUCCUAUGAUGCAAUAAACGGAAAAUUUUUCAAAUCAAAGUUUGUUAUAGGCGUGAACUGCUUUGCAUUAGUACAGUAGACGCAUUUUUUUUCUGUAGCGCUCAGGAUUUUUUCGCGAUAUAGAUGUGCUUUGUCUCGGAAAAAACUUCUUUUUUUCAUUAUGGGACACGAUAUAUAUAUAUUUAAAAAAAUUGAUUAGUAGGCUUCAAAUGACAAAAAGAACGAAGAUUUAUUUUUUUGUCGCAAUUUUUCUGCAUGCGAAAAGUUUUGAUGAGAAAAAAAUCUUUCCGUUUAUAACAUUCAAAAAUAACUUUUUUCUGAUUAUCGAUUGAAUAAAAAAAUUCGACUAGUUAUAAUUUUUUUGCCUUAAAAAAACUUUAACUUGAAGCAUUGGAAAUGUUUUAUCAUCAUUUCUGUGUAAACGUUUCCAUGGAGCGCAUUUACCCCUUUUGUUUUUUGCUUUUCAAAUCGGAGAUGUUCCCCUGCCCGUUUUUUUUUUCCAGUGUUUGUUUUCAUUUUAAGCUGAAUUAGUAUAUGUAUUGCACGAGUUUACCUGUUAUUUUGUAUAUUUAAAAAAUUUCUUGAAAACUACUUUUUUUUAUUAUUUUUCGUUACAACUCUUUAUUAGUUUAAUUAUUUGCAUUGUUUUUGAAAUUGCCUUUUUCGAGUUUUCUCAAGUUCACCUCUUUGUCACAUGCUUUCAUUGAAAACCAAGUUAAAAUUUUUUUUUUGCUCUUGCUUUUUAAUGGCUACGUUGUUCGUUCAAACUUUUUUUGUGUAAAAAAAUUUAAGGUUAUAAAACAUUUUUUUACAGCGCAAUGUCUGAUUUGGAGUGCUUCAAAUGCCACGAGACUGGUCACUACGCCAGGAAUUGUUCUAACCAGGAGAGCAGUGGAGAAAGAGGCGGCGGUAACGGAGAAAGAAGCGGUGGACGAAGAGGAGGUGGAGCUUGAUGGUGUUGAAUAAAGAGGGUUUCACUAGGUAAUUUUUUUUCUCCAUGCAUUUUCAUUCCAUGUUUUUUUGUGUACUGAACAGGUCGUGGAAUCGCUGAUGAUAUUGCCGUGUUCGAAGUAAUUUCCACCAAAUUCAAAAUUAUAACUGGCUCUUCGAAACUUAGUUUACUUAUUCAACAGCUAUUUUGAGUUACGCGGAAUCAUUUUUAACACCGCAUGUCGUGUUUAAAGUAAUUUCGGCGAUCUCAAAAUUUUUGUUCGUUUAAAAUGAUUUCUGGAAAUAGGCUGAACUGGUAUACCGGGAAGGCGCAAAAAAAAGAGUCCAACAAUAAUAAAUCGCUAGAUAUGCAUUUUUACUGAAAAUUCGCGCUAACUGACGUUUCCUACGAAAAUUUCAAAUGCUCGCUUGAAACUCACCCUAAACGUGCAUAUCUAGCGAUAAAUCGUUGUAAGACUCCUUUUUUAUACGCCUUCCCGGAAUACGAAUUUCGCCUAUUUGCCGAAAUCAUUUUUAACGAAUCUGGCGUCUAUUUUGAAAUUGGCGAAAUUACUUUGAACAGGGCAUAAAGGAGAGAAAAUUAUAGUGGAGCUAGGAAAAAAUUUCAUUUUGUUUCUGAUUAUCGUAUGAUCUUUAGGCUCGUGCUACAACUGUGGAGAUAGCGGUCACUUCUCAAGAGAAUGCCUCCAGAAUAGACGCGGAGCUGGUAGCUCUAACUCUGAAUGUUAUCAGUGCGGCGGUCGUGGACACUUCGCUCGGGAAUGCACAAAUGGUGGUGGUGGUGGACGCGAAGGAGGUCAUGGAUAUCGUUCUGGUGGUGGCGGCGGACAGAAAUGUUAUAACUGCGGUAAAACUGGUCAUAUUUCUCGUGAAUGUGGGGAAGGUAGCGCUUCAGAUAGUAAACGUUGUUAUAACUGCCAAGAAACAGGCCACAUCUCUCGUGAUUGUAAUUCUGGCAGAAACUAAUAAUUUUUUUUAUCUUUAUUGUUGAUUCAUUAUUUUCAAAACCUUAAUUGUUAUUUCUGUAUCACAGCCUUCAUCGAGAACGCUUCCUGGUUGUUAACUGUUGUAAUAAAUGGUUGGUUUAACAAAAUACAUGGAACACCUGUUUUAUAACUUUCAAAAUAGUUUUGUUGGCAGAAUAAUUGAAACAGAUAGCAGGUUUCUUUUGGGAUUUUACAUGUUGAGAACUUUCAGGAAAAAAAAAUUAUCAUAAAGAAAGACAUCAUUUUAUCCAUUUCAUUAUGUUAAAAGUAAGUUUUCACAUAGAAAUUUGAUUGAAAUCAUUUAAAAAUUUCUGAUGUAGGCUUGUUCCGCGAGAUGGAGGCGCCGUUAUUUCUAGACCAGGGGCGUGGCUUGCCUCACCGUAAUCUUGUGCGGUGGCGCGCACAUGCCUACUUUUCCUCAGUCAUUUCCUCAUAUUUUUUUUCAUUUUCUUUUUCAUAUUUCUUUCAAGUAUUCCCUUUUGAUUUCAAUAUAACUCCUUCUAUUAUCUAAUUAAAUUUUUAAUUUUCGAAUACAUGGUUCUUCUGUCUUUAGUAUCGUAGACGAAUUUCUUGAGGCCGAAAAUCGUUUUUAGUUUGAAUGAGUGUACGCCAUUGCGAAUAAUUUUAUUUUUGAGGUUCUUCUGCCUUCCCAUAAAUAUUUUUUCAAGUCAUAAAAAGUGAGCUCUUGAUUUCCGUGAAAAAUGUCCUAUUUUGACAAGUUCAGGCCCUUUUUUCUAGUUUCUUUUGAACACUUUGCGAGUGUGUCCAAAGUCCACAGGAAGAGGACUCCAACUAUUUGAUGAAAUCUACAUCGUCGACGACUACUUCUUUUGUCGAAUUAAAAGUUGUAUAGUUUAUUUGCUUUUAUCAUCUCCUCGAAGCAUAGACCGCUGUGCGAAGUGUAGCUACCGCAUGUAAAGAUUGCAAAGCCUAAAUUCAUUCUCAGAAGGAAAGCAGAUAUGAUGAUUUUGCAGUUAACACGAUCUAUUUUGAGAUUGGAGUUACGACGGCUUCUUUUUCCUGGAUUUGAACGAACACCUUCGGUCCUGUGGUCAUGCGCGUCAUUUACCUUCAUCUCCAUGCAAAAUCUUAACGCUGUUAAGCGAUUCUAUCUGAAUUAAAGAAAAUUCCCUAUUAAAUAUUAUGUUCAAGAUACACUAAAGAUAACUGGCUAUUCGGGCGUGAUAUGGAACCUAGUUCGGGAGCGGUACAUCGACAAUCACGCAAAUAUUUCAAUAUCGUCUCCGCGCGGAUCUCGCAUUUAUCUCGCUUUUUCAACGAACUAGCAAAUAUUUGAAUAUUUCCAAAUCGCGAUGUUUCGCCAAGAUAAAUGCGAGGCGGCGCGAAGACAUAGCGACAUGUUUACGAAUUCGUCAAUUUACCGCCAGCGGUUUCCAAGAUAUGGGACCAAAAUUUUGGUUUCCAAAAUUAUGGGACUUUAGAUCUGCGUACACAAGAUUACGGUCCUCGAGAUUUGCGGACUUGAGAUUUUGUCGUACCAUUGUUUUCGCACAAAAAAGGACAAGUUGGCGCGACAUGUAUUGAAGAAAGUUCAAAGCGAACAGUGCCGGUUCACGGCUGGCUUGAAACGCUGA